Messenger RNA from Rodentolepis nana, 3411 nucleotides. NCBI's taxonomy places the organism in Eukaryota, Metazoa, Platyhelminthes, Cestoda, Cyclophyllidea, Hymenolepididae. The record is from the annotation of a GenBank genome assembly.
AUGCUAUUUUGCGCUAUCAUAGGUUAUCUUUUGCUGGAGGCGUGCCGUUGUUGCGAUCUCGUUCUGGUCAAACGUCUCCUCAAUUCCACGGACGAUGUUCACAAGACAGCUUCCUCUUCCAACAGUCAGACGCCACCUCUUUCCAUCGCUGCUGCAGCCGCCAAUAUGGAACCCCCGCUUCCCUCAAUUCCUGGUGAAUCAGGUGCUCCCAGCAAAAAGUCCCCCAUCUCACCAUCUUCUUCAAACGGAACCCCCGAUCUAAUCCACUUCCGACACCCUUUUAGUGGUGAUACCACUCUCCACAUGGCCUGCAAAGCUGACCGAACUAUUCGAGAAGGUGAAGAAAUCACAGAUAUAAAAUUAAGUCUCAGGAGACAGUUAAUCGAGUUCUUAAUCUCCAGGGGUGUGAGCCUGCAUGAACGUAACGCUGAAGGUCGCACUGCUCUUCACUUGGCAUCAGCAUCGGGUUGUAUGGAAGCAAUUCUCACCUUAUCUCAACAUGGAGCGACAGUGAAUGCUGUGGAUAGUCAGGGCUACUCACCACUUCAUCUGGCUUCGGCCAAUGGUCAUGCAGUAGCUGUCCGACUCCUUUUAGAUAGUUUAGGAGCGGAUAGAGGUUUGAUAACUUGUCCUGUGGCAGGAAGCAAGACAGCGCUUCAGUUGGCUGUUUCUGAUCGUGUUCGGCGCAUGUUGUUGGAACCAGGGAUGGGUGGUGCUGUGUAUCCUGAUGUUAUUGAUUGUGAUCUCAUUCCCUCCUGUAGGAGUCCUUUUACUUCCCUCACGUCAGAACUGAAAUCGCCCACUUCUUCAACAGACUCAAAACAGAAACCUGUUUCCCUCUCCGAUCGUUCAACUCCCCAGUCAUCUGGAUGUAAUCCUCCUUCCAAUAAUCCUGGAACCCCUUCUCAACCAUUACCUUCGAAAAAGUCCUCUGGAACAGCCACAGCAAUUACUUCUUCCAACACAUCUUCUGCAUGGAAUAGUGUUGUUUUGCAACUGUUGGAAGCCGCGAAAGCGGGCGAUGUUGAUUUGGUCUGCCGUCUUGUGGUUGCUUAUCAACGAAAUCCGAAGGGAGAUGGUGGUGUGGGAAAGGCGUCAACAGAUCUUAUUAAUUGUAGGGAUAUUGACGGAAGGCACUCAACUCCCUUGCACUUCGCGGCAGGAUAUAAUCGACUGGCGGUUGUGGAGGUGCUGUUGAAGUUCGGUGCGGAUGUUCAUGCCAAGGAUAAGGGUGGACUGGUUCCGUUGCAUAAUGCCUGUUCAUACGGGCAUGCCAAGGUCGCGGAAUUGCUCAUUCAACACGGUGCCAACGUAAACGUCACCGAUCUCUGGCGUUUUACUCCUCUCCACGAAGCUGCUGCCAAAGGUAAAUUCGAUAUUUGCCGACUCCUCCUCAAACACGGUGCCGAUCCCACACGCAAAAACCGCGACGGUCACACCCCAAUCGAUCUCGUGAGGGAUACCGACAGUCUUGUUUAUGACCUACUACGUGGAGAUGCAGCUGUUCUCGAGGCAGCUAAAAGAGGAAGCCUAACGAAGAUUCAACGCCUCAUCACUGCGGAUAACAUCAACUGUCGAGAUACUGCGGGUCGAAAUUCAACACCCCUUCAUUUAGCUGCGGGAUAUAACAAUCUUGAAGUGGUGGAAUUCUUGCUUGCCGCUGGGGCUGAUGUCAAUGCGCAGGAUAAGGGAGGUCUCAUACCUCUCCACAAUGCGAGCUCUUAUGGACAUGUCGAUGUUGCCGCCAUCCUGAUUAGACAUGGAACCUCGGUGAAUGCGGUUGACAAAUGGGGUUAUACCCCACUUCAUGAAGCGGCUCAGAAGGGCCGAACUCAGUUGUGUUCGCUGCUGUUGGCGCAUGGAGCAAAUCCUCUGACUAGGAAUGAAGAAGGCCAAACCCCAUUGGACCUUGCCACAGCUGAUGACGUUAAAUGCCUCCUUUCGGAUGCAAUGCCGUCUGCGAUUGGAGCUCCAAUGUGCCUGCCCCUUGCGGCCUCCUCUUCAUCCUCUCUUCUCCCUUCAUCUUCCGCUCAUCAGAUCUCUCAUCUUCCUUCUUCUGCUUCUAAUGCCAUCACAGUUGCGGCUGUCUCUACCGAUGGUCCUCGAAUUGAGGGACAAGGGAGAGCUGAAGAGGAGGGUCUCUUGAAUCAACCACCAGUUCAACAGCAACAACCUCUUGCUUUGCCUCAACAGCCUAUUUUACAAACCACAACCAUGACAAUUGCUAGCUUUCUUACGUCUCUUGGACUUGACCAUCUUGUGGAAUUGUUCGACAAAGAACAGGUUACUCUGGAUAUUCUUGUGGAAUUGGGUCACGAGGAGUUGAAAGAACUCGGGGUGGUAGUUUACGGACAGCGCCACAAGAUUAUCAAGGGUGUGAGUCGAUAUCGGUCUCUCAUCGCCGCCUCUGUAACCAAUGCCCCUACUGCCAUCAAUUCAGCAACCACCGCUACCGCUUCUAUAUUCCCCAUCGUCGCGGGAGUGGACAACUUAUCGAUCUCCAGGGGUGGUUUGGGUACAACCUCGGGAGGCCAUUUCAAGGGAGUGGGUGUCCACGAACCCAUGCCCCCUGGAUCGGAUUUCUUUCCGGCUGCGGCGGCUACUGAAACUGUGUUUGUGGAUGUACCGAGGGAUUCUACUGAGUUUCGGGAUGUUGAAGAACAACUUCAAAGCAGCAUCCGCCAACAUAAAGAUAAUUGCGGAGGUAUAUUCCAGCGUUUCAAUGUCCUCGAAAUCACUCGCAUCCGAAACCGUCGAAUGUGGGAUCGGUACAUGCAUCGCUGCGCUGAAAUUGCUGAAGAUCUGAGCGGUGGAAGUAGUAGCAGUAGUGCGGCGAUCAAUAAUUCUACUGCCACUAUUCAUCCUUCCAGUGCGAAUCCAAAUGCCGGAGGAGUUGGUCAUUAUAAUGAACGAUUCCUUUUUCAUGGUUCCCCCUUCCUGCACUCGAUUGUAACUCGAGGAUUCGAUGAGCGCCAUGCGUACAUUGGUGGCAUGUUUGGCGCUGGUAUAUACUUUGCAGAAAACUCGUCUAAGUCGAAUCAAUACGUCUAUGGAAUUGGUGGAGGUACGGGUUGUCCGAAUCAUCGUUCUAGAUCCUGCUAUAUUUGCCCGCGACAAAUGCUCCUUUGCAGAGUGGCUCUUGGAAGGUCCUUCAUCCAGUUCAAUGCGAUGAAGGUCGCACACGCGCCCCCUGGUCACCAUUCUGUUGUUGGUUUACCAUCGGCAGGUGGAUUAAACUUUGCAGAAUAUGUAAUUUAUAGAGGGGAACAGGCUUAUCCGGAAUAUAGAAUCACAUAUCUCCUAGUCCCUCCAGAUGAAAGUCCUUCUCAAAUCUCCGCCACUGCUCAAUCCACUGCAAAUGGAACUGCCACUAAUAAACCAGCUCCUGGAGCACCUGGAAAUACCGGUUGA